Felis catus (domestic cat) is the source of this 3696-nucleotide messenger RNA. RefSeq names its product inhibitory synaptic factor family member 2B (gene INSYN2B). Gene Ontology annotation, cellular component: postsynaptic density. Lineage: Eukaryota; Metazoa; Chordata; Mammalia; Carnivora; Felidae. Gene Ontology annotation, biological process: inhibitory postsynaptic potential. The transcript is spliced from 5 exons. Bases 1157 to 2764 code for a protein of 535 amino acids. The record is from RefSeq and is a predicted model, not a curated record.
ACUCCCUCCAUCUCAUCUCUCCUCUCCUCAAAGAUUUCAGCCUAUGACCACUAGAGGUCUUUUCUUUUCACAUGGUAGCUGCCGAGCAGUUUGUUCGGCUUUUUAUUUAUUCCUACGUGAGCAGACCCACUACACUUCUUGCAUAUAAACAGUGAAAAUUACAACAUAAAGGACUCAUUAUUCCUUCUUUUGGAGUAAUUCUGCUGCUGGCCAAAGCCUGGCUCGUUUUGCAAGGAAAGGGAGGACAUCUCUGCAGGUAAUUCUACUGCUUCAAGACGCUCCUUGCUGGCUGGCAGGACUGCCAGGCCUCAGACCCCUGCCCCGAGGCCCAGUGAGCUCAGUUCUCACUCAAAUUCCCAGAGGCUGCAGACGUGGCUCACUUUGCCUACAUGUGAACUUCAGCCAAGACACUCUGACAGGGUCUCUGCCCUCUGAAUGCCCUCGGAUGCCUCAAUCCUGUCAUGGUCACACAGCACUGAGUUUUGUGACAAAAAGGGAAACAGCAUGAAAGAAAACAAUGGCCCCAAAGGAGGAACUUGUGAUUGACACAAAUGGGGAUGUUCCCUUAGGGGCACCAUGUAUCAUCAAAGAAGCCAGCCCCCAGGUCACUGAUUUCCCUGUCUGCUUACAUGCUAUGGAAAGAAGAUGUGUUUAAGUUUCCUAUAGUUUUACAGUGGAAACUGAUGCUCCGGGAAAGGAAGCCGUAUGUUCCAGACGUAGCAGGUUUCUUUUGGAAUUCACACACUGGGAGUCUGGCGCUAUCCCCUAAAUGGUACUUUUGUUGUCUUUUUGUUCAAGACAGCAAGCUUCUUCCAGGAUCAGAACCGCCUGCCAGCCUCUCUUGAUAAACAGCCCACCAGCUCUCUUGGUAGAUCAGAUGUUUAAUGAUUAGCCUAACUCAUUGUUUAUCUAAGUGGCAAUUACCACCGCAAUGAAAUAGUAUUUUAACUGCAGGGGGAGCAUUACGGCUAGUUCUCAAGUAGAAUCUACUGUCUGGGAAUGGCCAACAGAGCUUCCCAUACACAGAGGAGAGGACCACUUCAUCCUGGCUGGCAGAUCUCCAUGCCUGAGAUGCCAUCAUUAGAUGCUGCUCCAAAGACCUAAGGAAAUGUGCCCCAGAGAAGUGUACGGUCCCAAUCCUCUCAACUGAGGCUCAAUGGCCCAGCAAAAUAUGAAAGUGCGGCCUGUGCUUCUAAAGCGUAACAGCCUAGAGUCAGUGGAGUUUGUGAAGCAACCCCACCACCGCAGGAGCAAAUCUCAACAGGUUCGAUUCAAGGAAGAUGGGACCAGUAAGACUCCACCUGGCCUAGCUGAGGCUGAUGUCCAGACUUCUGAGGACCCAGGUGCAAUGGGCAAGACUCAAGCCUCCAGGCACCAUCACCUUCCCACCUACUCACUCUCCUUCCCCAGGUCCCAGAAGGCAGGGGGCUUUCGGAACAUUGCGAUCCAAACCUCCCCCAGUCUCAGGAAGCAUUUCCCAGUUUUCAAAAGGAAGAGACUCACAGCCAGCAAGUCCCUGGUAGAAAUGCCAACAGCAUCCCAAAGUGCCAUCCAGGUCAACGGCAACCUCUCUGAACAGGACAUUGUGUCCUCUGACCUUGCCUACUUAAGAUUGGCUCAGCAUCUUGAGGAUGGGCCUCGAAGGGUCAAAGUGUCUCAUCCAUUUCCUCCUAGAAUGUCCAAGGUGCAGAGCAAUGGGCCUAUUAGCAUAUGCUUGGAAGCAGGGGCUUGGAGGGCCUCAGAGAAAGCAACUGCUGCCAUUCAGGUCCCCGAUGAUAUUUACCACAGUCCUACCUGGGCAGCUAGAAAGUCCACUUUCAGCCCAGACAGGUCAGGUGAUAUAAGCAACUCCAUACAUCCUUUGGUUGACAUAUGUCCAGGUGAUGGGAGAACAGUGCCACUAUCAGAUUCAGAAAGAUCCCCUUCCUGCUUAAAUGCCACCAGCGAUGCCAGCCACACGCCAGGCACAGGGAAACUUAAACCCGAAUUGCUUUUGCCCAAAGACAACUCUGAUGACAAAGACCUUGGACCAUUGUCAUCUCGGUCAAAGGAAACAUGUGUUCCCUCACCUCCACGGACUCACCGCUCCCCCUCACCAGGCUCCCACAGCCAGCCAGCCCAUCCGGGAGGGGCUUCAGACUAUUCUUCAUCGAGCAACAAUCACCAGGAUCUGCUGUCACUCAAAACUAACAGUGUGUCAAAAUCUGUCCCCAUGUGUCAGGAGCAGAUGGCAAAGAACCCCACCCAGUCAGACACCCAGGACUUUCAAAAUUGUUCAGGAAACAGUCACCUCCCAGCUCCUCUUCCAAGGAGGGAGACCACACUGCAGAGCAGCAGAGAGACUGGUGGAAUUAAUCCAAUUCACCUGGCACGGGGGGAGCUCUGUGAUCUCCAAGGCAGGCUGCAGUCCGUGGAGGAAUCUCUGCAUUCGAACCAAGAGAAAAUUAAAGUCCUUUUGAAUGUAAUCCAAGACUUGGAGAAAGCUCGAGCUCUCACAGAAGGGCGCAACUUUUAUCGAACUGGCCAAGAUCUCAACAACUGCAGUACCUGCCAGAAUACAGCGUGCAUCAUAUACAGUGUAGAAUAUGAUUUUCGACAGCAGGAAGGCAGGUUCCAUGAAGUUCUACAGAGUCUGGAGGAAGCAGAACCAGUUGAGGAGGCAUCUCCCCCACCAAAGUCCCCAGCAGAGCCUCCAGUCCCUGAGAAACAGGACUUAAGGAGGAAAACCAAGAAAGUGAAGAAGAAAUGCUUCUGGUGGAUCUGAGCUUGUUGGGUCCAUUCCCUUUGCCCUCCCCAAGUACCUCCCCAAGGGCCUGGUUGUCCAUUCUUGAACGGAGAUGUAAACACCUACUCUACCUACUUUGUAAGCUCUGUGCACAUUCCAACAUCAAAAUGAGCAGAACGACCCAGAGCUCAGUUGGAUCAUUUGCCAAAGUUACCCUGGAACGAUGAAGAGGUGUCUGAGGUAACUCACACAAAAGGAUAAUCCAACUCUUAAAUGAUGAAUCUCACCUUGUCAUACACUUGUAUUGAGUGAGGGGCCUGAGAUAAAGCCUCAACUGAAUUAAAUGAAACUGGGGUUGGAAAAUUUUGACAUUUUGAGAAAAAACAAACAAACAAACAACAACAAAAAAUGAGGCUAUAUAAUUCUAUACCAAAGCACAACAUAGCACUGCUCAGGCCACCAGCCUGAAACCAGAAAGGUCUCUUCUGAAUACUGAACAUUUAAAAUAGUUAGGAGGGAAAUGGAUUCAGUAAACACCUUCCUGCUACACAAAAAUGGUCAUCUCCAUGUUUUGAAGAACAUACAGAUACGUAUGCCAAACCUCUAUCUAUACUCGUCUACCAUGUGAAAUCACUUCUUUGUAAAAUACGAUGUAACAUCUACCAUGCUAUUCUACAGAAAUGCUGUACUUGAGGUUAUAUGGUUUUAUGGAGAGAUAUUAAUUUGGCAAAAAUUACUUUUGUAAAAUUGAAGGGGAAGAGACUCACAUAUCAACUUAAGUUGCAGGAGUUUGUGUAGCUGCUUUCUCUGUAGUUAAAAAAAUAGGUACUCACUAUACUUGGAACUUCAUGCCAGCUCAUCUAUAGAGAGCACCUUCUUCAAGACUGUGUACUAAUGUAAGGUUUUGUAAAUUUCUAAACUGUUUUAAAUGGGAUAUUAUCUUUUGCAAUAAACUUACGUAUUUUUCCUAG